Molecule: messenger RNA, 4352 nt
Organism: Mytilus californianus (California mussel)
Lineage: Eukaryota; Metazoa; Mollusca; Bivalvia; Mytilida; Mytilidae
Exons: 14
Coding region: 189-4268 (1359 amino acids)
Source: RefSeq, a predicted model, not a curated record
GAAGUACCGUUAGGAGAAAAUGGCGUUCUAAAAUACUGGGGAUUAUUACUAUUGUAGAUGGAGGUGUUUUUGUUCUCUAUGAAUCAAAUCGUCAUAUUGUUAAGCAUAAUAAGAUGAAUCAAACAAUAUGAACAUGGAAGCUGUCUUUUGUUGACCUCGAAUAGUCUUUAAAAUACAAAGGAGAAAACAUGAGUAAAGUAUCUUCAGAAGAAGAAAGAUCAAAGAUUUCUAAACAAGCAAAAUCUGAUAUAACUGAAGUUAGUAAACCAGAGAAUGGAAUUAGAAGUAAACGUAGAAAAAGACCACGACAGAUGUUCUCACCUGAUGAUGACUCACAGCUUUCACGACGAAAACAAAAGAAACCCAAACGUUUUCCGUUUUCUUCCACAGCACCAGAUAGACCAUGUGAUAUUCUUCAAGAUGGAACUCCAUUUUGUUGUGAUUUGUGCAAGUCGAGAUAUGUCAUUAACAGAUUCUCAAAGAAGUCUUUGAAGAAUAGAAGAUCUAAGCAUGUUCCAGCACCCAAACAGAAAUAUGACCCAGUGAAACAGAAAAUGUUACUGCUAUGUAAUGCAUGUGGUCUUACUUUGGAUCGUCCUAAAAAGACAAAGAAUGCUGGUUCUGUAUCUAAUGAACAGGAAAGAGAUAAAUACAUCAAAGAGGCAAAAACAUGGGCAAAACAGUUAGCUGAUCAGUAUGAUCUGCCUAAUGCUAUACACCUAUAUUGUCCUGUAAUUAAAAGAAAAAAAUGUGCCUGUCUACAGAUAUAUAUUGAGGCUAAUGGUGUAGAAGCUGAGAAGCAAAAAAGGGCGUCACAGCUUAGUGCCAUGGCAUCAGAGGCUAGGCGUCUGAGUGCUUUAAAAUGUUAUGAUAAAUAUGUUGCUGAGACUCAAAAAACACCUGAGAAAACAUCAGAAAACAGUCCUGAAAAACAGCAAGACAAUAAUCCUGAAAAUAAUUCCGAUCAAAAUUCUGAUAAUAGUCCAUCAAAAAAACUCAAAAGGAAUGUUAUCAUUGGACUUGGAAAUGGGCACAAAAAGUCAGAGAAAUUUACAGAAUUUGUAUUAUUGAAUAGAGAGAACUUAAAGAGAAAACUUCAGCUGUGUGAACGUGCAACACAGAAAAUUCUCUGUUACUCCAACAACUUCUUACAUAAAAAAUUAAAAACCGAGGAGAAACGAUUCCGUGCCCUGCCAGUGAAAGGAAAAGCUCGACUUGGACUGUUGCAAUCAUUUGAUGAUUUAGCUAAAAAGAGAUGCUGUGUCGACAACUGUGUAAUGAUGGCUUUGACACACAGGACUAUAUUAGAAGAAUGGAGGAGAAGGGCAAGGCAAGGUCAAUUAGAGGCUAGAAGGGUUAUUGCUGAAAUGCUCACACCAACAGCAUGUGCCAGGAAAAAUUGUUAUACAUUUGUGACAGCUGUAACUGGAUGUUCACGGACAACCAUAGUACAAGUGAACCAACAGAUGGCACAAACCAAUGGUGACAGAGAACCUCCCACCCAUGGACUUAAAAAAUACCACCAUAAAAGUAAAAAGAAAGAGCAAUCAAAAGCUGUGGCAUCUAUGGAGACUGCAGUUACAGAAAUACAGACAAAUGUUGUCGAUAAGCAAAGGGAACAGUUGCAGCAACUACAAGUUCAACUACAUGAACAACAAAUCCAGCUACAGCAACAACAAGAAUUACAACAUCAAUUACUCCAACAAACGCUAUCAUCACAGGGCAAAAGUCAGACAGAUAAUGUAAAUCUCCUACAACAGAUCAACAACCAGUUAAAUAUGCAGAUUCAAAAUACGCAGAAAAAUCUUCAGCAGACACUCCACAAUAUGGGGCUUCUAAUAGGUACCAGUACUACUGGGAAUCAGGAUAAAACAACAAUCUGUUCACAUGACAUACAAAAUAAAACUGGAACCAGUUCUAAUAUAAAUCUUAGCAGUGGCAAUAUUAUACUGACUCCUGCUCAGGAAUUAAGUAUAAAUAUUAAUGCAGAACAAGCCAGAAUAAAAAGUAAUGUUCAGAAGAAACAAAGCAAGAUUUUGAAAUCCUUGGUUGAGACGAAUUUGGCCCAAGGUCAGACUGUCAUUGUGACAAGUUCAAAUAGUUCACAGAGUUCACAGGUUUUGUUCACACCAGCAGGUGUUACUGUUAUUCCUCAAAAUAACAUCUCUCAUCAAUCUCAAAAUGAAGGUAUUCCAGCUCAGCAAAAUAUAAUCCAAAAUCCACAACAAAUAAUCCAAGCUCCACAAAACAUAAUCCCAACUUCACACCCAAUGAUCCCAACACAGCAGCAAAUGAUGCAGAGGCAGCAAAACAUAGUUCUUACUCAGCCAAACUAUCAGUUUGGUCAAAUGUCAUCACAAUCAGAUGAAAAUGUUAUAACAAUCCAGCCCAAUACAGUUAAUAUAGCAGCACAACACCAAACAGCAGAGGAAAUAAUAAUGAACCCAAUUUUAGAUAAUGGUGGAAACAGGAUAUAUAAUUUUACAUUACCUAUCCAAGGAGCUGGCAAUCAGCAAAUAAUUUCUCUGGAAAACAUGCCUGUGGAUAAAGUAUCAGAAGUUUUAUCUAAUGCUCAAGUUGUAGAAAUGAGUUUACCUAGUUUUCUGGAGAGUGCUAAAAAAUGUGGACCAGUUCAGACUGGUUCAACAUUUGUGACAGAGGUUAAUAGAGAUAAAUCAUUACAGUCAAAUAAAAUCUUCAAAUCAAAUUUGAGGAGAAAACCCAAUACGGGUAAGACGUCUGCCACAAAUAAUUUAUCGUCAUCAAAAACAGCUGCAGUACAAAAACAGCUUUAUACAAAUACACAAGUUAACGCCAAUCUAUCUGAUCAAGAAUUAUCUCCCCCAAACAUGACCAUAUUUACAAAUAAUGGUGAAACGUCCAAUGAGAUGCCUUGUAUACCAGAUAUUGUUUUGAAAGAGUUUGCAAGAGCUUCACACCUAACCAAUGUCAACAAUCCUACAAUGUAUACUGCUGCACCAUUGGUCAGUCAGUUUACAGCAAAUAAAUAUAACAACCAAUUAGAAAACAGAAAUCCUUUUAUAAGUGGAAAUAUACCAACUGAAGUCAUGGGUAUUGGACAAACUGUUACAGAUGACUUAUCAAUAGAAUGUGACAACAACCCAUCAGGAAGAAUAAUUGAUCAAUUAUCAGUCAAACCAGUCUCCAAGUCUACCAAAUCACAAAGAAGUCGAAAUAGUAACAUAAAUUCAUCACAAAAUGUUAGUGUAUCACAGACAGUGUCACAAGGUCAUAAUCCAACAACAUACCACAUGGUUAGUAGUACAAAAACUAAAAUCCCACCAAAAACUAAAGAACAUUAUGAAAGACAAAAACCAAUGUCAGUUCCAACAUCAACAUUAACAUCUGAAUACAUGAACUUCUCUCUCCCCUUAAGUGAUGUUAUUACCAUGUAUUCAAACCAAACUGUUGGACAAAAAGUGUCUAAUACUGAUCAAACUCAACAACUUCAGCUUACUUUACAGAUCAAUCCUGUAUCGAGGUCCAGUGGCGAUAAUGCAUUUGGAACAAAUACAGUGGAUUUAGGAUCACUAUUAAUUAUGGACCAAAAUAACAGAUCACAAGCAUGUGUACCUCCCAAACCUCAAAUCGACAAAAAAAUUUCAAGGAAGUCAGAAAAUAUAUAUAAAAGUCAGAGGUCACGACAGGACAGCCAAUCACUUGUGAUUGAUGAAGAUAUAUCAACAGAAGGCAACAUGACAGAUACUGAUGAAGAAGUACAGGAUAUUUUAAAAACAUCAAACAAAUCAAGAAAAGAAGUAAAUAGUAAAACUACAAUAGAGCAACCAGUAACCUUAGCUAAAAGAACUGGUACACUUCCUUUUCAACCAAUGGAAAGAUCAGAUACCAUGAUUAUUGACCAAUCAGUCGAAAGAUCUGAUACAAUAUUUAUGAACCAAUCAGUGGUUAGAUCUGAUACUGCAAUACUAAAGCCAUCAGGAACAAUUAGCUCUUUUGAAGAUAUUCAGAGAUCAGAUACUAUAAAACUUCCUGAAGAGCCAGAUCAACUAGAAACAAUAACAAUUCCUGUCAGAAAACAGAAAGGAAAGAAAAGAGACAAUGCAAAGAAAAGUAUUGAUAAAAGGAAACAGUUUGUACAGGUUAACCAGACUACAUUGGUAUCAGGUCAACCUAGUAAUUGUACACAGACAGUUGGUACUAAUGAUCAGGUUAUCCUGACUGGGACCAAUAAUCAGCAUUGUCAGGCUUGGUUGCAAAAAAUUAUCAAUGAAGUUAAGAAAAAUUAAGAUUUUUGAAUAAAAAAAAAAUAUGAUUUGCAGUUGUCAGCUUGUAAGAAUAUAACCAAUAAAGAGUGGAUUUUUUCAUGUGCA